AUGGCUAAGUUGAUGAGUUCUCAGAUUAAGAGUAAUCAAGAACAAGCGGCCAUUAAUGCCAGAGUUGAUUCAUCCCUUAAGAAUCUUGAGGUUCAAGUGGGGCAAAUUGCAAUUGCUGUGACUACACUUCAUAAAGGAGGAUUACCAAGCAAUACGGAGACUAAUCCUUAUAAAGAAGGAAAUAAGGAGUGCAAGGCAAUUACCUUAAGGAGUGGAAAGAAAUUAUCUGAAAUUUCCUCUCCUACACCUGAGUCUACACUUAAGCCAGAAGUUGAUCAAACUGAGCAAGAGGUAUCUUCUAUGUCUCCUAAAGCUAAAAUUGUGAUUGUUAAAGAUGACAUUGAGAAGGAGUCCUCAAAAGAGGCAGUGACAACAUCUAAGAAAGAGGGAUUGACUACUUUAGAACAAAUGCCUCAAUAUGCUAAAUUCUUGAAAGACAUGUUGAGUAAGAAGCGAAGAUUGGGUAAGUGUGAAACGGUUGCGCUUACUAAAGAGUGUAGUGCUAUUCUCUUGAACAAGCUACCUCCUAAAUGCCAUGAUCCAAGUAGCUUCUCAAUUCCUUAUAUGAUUGGAGACAAAUUUCAAGGUGGGGCAUUAUGUGAUUUAGGCUCAAGUAUCAAUUUGAUGCCACUUUCUGUGUUUAGAAAAUUGCAACUUGGUGAAGCUAGUCCCACUUCAGUGACUCUUCAAUUAGCCGGUAGAAGUUUGGCUUUUCCUAAAGGUAAAAUUGAGGAUGUUUUGGUCAAGGUUGAUAAAUUUAUUUUCCCUAUUGAUUUCAUUGUCUUGGAUUGUGAUGAAGAUAGAGAUCUCUCACUCAUUGUGGGUAGACCAUUUUUAGCUACAGCACGAGCUCUCAUUGAUGUUGAGAGAGGAUAG
Messenger RNA from Prosopis cineraria, 876 nucleotides. RefSeq lists its product as uncharacterized. The transcript is spliced from 2 exons. Lineage: Eukaryota; Viridiplantae; Streptophyta; Magnoliopsida; Fabales; Fabaceae. The record is from RefSeq and is a predicted model, not a curated record. Bases 1 to 876 code for a protein of 291 amino acids.